This is a messenger RNA of Scleropages formosus (Asian bonytongue), 1659 nucleotides long. RefSeq names its product ceramide-1-phosphate transfer protein (gene cptp). Gene Ontology annotation, cellular component: cytosol; cytoplasm; membrane. Gene Ontology annotation, molecular function: ceramide 1-phosphate transfer activity; ceramide 1-phosphate binding. Gene Ontology annotation, biological process: intermembrane lipid transfer; ceramide transport. The transcript has 2 exons. The coding region runs from base 12 to 662 and encodes 216 amino acids. The record is from RefSeq and is a predicted model, not a curated record. Lineage: Eukaryota; Metazoa; Chordata; Actinopteri; Osteoglossiformes; Osteoglossidae.
UCCGGGUGAGAAUGGCAGGUUCCACGGACGAUCAGGAAUUCUGUCUAAGAGAAGUGCUUGAUGUUUUCAAGUCAUGUCUUACAGAAAACAAAGAAGUUGUUAUAGAUAACUAUGUGGCAGGAUGGCGAGGACUUGUGCGAUUCAUGAACAGUCUGGGAAGUGUGUUCUCCUUCAUCUCCAAAGAUGCAGUGAGUAAAAUCCAGGUCAUGGUGAACUAUCGCAACGGGAAGAAUGGGGAGCAGUACGCCACCAUCCAGUCCAUGGUGACUUAUGAGCUGGAAAGCGAGCUUGUGGACCUCGCCAAACGUGGCAGCUUUCCGGAGUCGGGCUGCCGCACUCUGCUGAGGCUGCACCGAGCGCUGCGUUGGCUCCAGCUCUUCCUGGAGCGGCUGCGCACCAGCGCGGCGGACAGCAAGACCUCCGUCAUGUGCGCCGACGCCUACAACGAGUCCCUGGCCCAGCACCAUCCCUGGAUCGUUCGCAAGGCUGCCGGCGUGGCUUUCUGUGCGCUCCCAGGGCGAGCCACGUUCUUCGAAGUGAUGAAUGUGGGACCCCCUGAGCAGGUGGUGGCCAUGCUAGGUGAUGCCUUGCCCCUCAUCUCAGAGGUGUACCAGGUGACAGAAGACCUGUAUGCCAAGCACAAUCUGUUGAACCUGCCCUAGUUUGGGGAUUGCGGCAACUGGACUAUGGAUGACCUUCUCUGCUAGGUAGCUGAUGUGCAUCCAAGCCAGCGUCCGGUUGCGCAAACCUCGGCAUUCCUUUAUUGUACCCGGAACAUUGGUUCUUUCCUGUGGUUCUAGCAGCGUAUAGCAUGCGCAGGCAUUCGGUUUCCUUCAGCACAUAAACACUUGAUUGAACUCACAUUACUGACACAGAUGGCUAAUUGUAAUAUUUAUCAGUUCAAAGGAAGCUGGAGAAUAUGCAGACGCACAACUGGAAAUGGAAACUGUACAUUAAUAGGGUAGAGAUCUAUCAAGUACUGGGACUUGAAUAAGUUGGUGUAACCUGGUUUGUUAAGGAUAUGGGGGUCAAUGUGCACUUUAGUGGACUGCUUGUACAAGGGAUUCUAGCAACUUUGGUGCAACUUCACCUGUAAAUCUCGUUUUCAAAGCCAAAGCACAUGUUCCCUUGCUCAAAAGGUUCACUCACUACUGAUCAUUACCUGAAACGGAUACGUUAUUGUCUCAAAAGCAGAACUACCUUCUUGUAUAUUUUGAAAGAGUAGUAUGAUAGGAAAGUUGUUAUUUUUCUGAAAUGCAUGCAUAAAGGAUCGGAUGGUCUCGGACAAGGUAUUCGUGAAUGUAUAAUAAAUUAAAUAUUCAAGUAUGUUUAUUAAAAACACGUUUUAUAUUAUGGGUUCAUCGCCUAAGGGAUAGAGAUCAGUGCUGUAAGAAGCCUCAUUUGAGUAGCUUGACAAAGAACACAAACCUUAGAGUACUGUACUCCUUCAGAAUACUCAAUAGUUCAUGUCUGAUUGUCAGCUGUGGUGCAAAUACUCUUACAGAGAAAACCCUUUAAGCUUCACUUUUUUUCAUUUGAAGUUUUUGUUAUAAUUUCAGGUAUAUGUAUUAAAACCUUCCUGUAGGUUUUCCGGUUUUCAUUCAGUACCGUGGUAAAUGUGUUUGCUGUCACAAACAGAACAGUGUCUUUUCAUUAAAG